AUGGAUUGUCAAUAUCUCUGUCGGGUUCUCAAAAUAUCAUCUAUCGCAAAUGCCAUCAUCAAUCGCUUUGAGGGGGAUGGAGUAGUCUGCCCGCCUCAGUUGAAGAACAAUCUUUUCACGACAGGACAGGUUGACAACAUUGAUCAUAAUCCCAGCGCAACGACAGCAGUUGGCUCUUUUCAUGGAACCGCCCAUUCCUUGUGUCAGCACCCCACUGAGAACAAUCAAGGGACAGAUGCUGACCCGGUAGGUCUCGUUGACAUGGAGACAGACAAGCGUAUCCAUCCUCUUCCUCUGGCAUACACAAACAUCUUGCCUGCACCAUCCAUGCCGAAGGAAUACAAAGCACCAGUGACUUACGGACCAAUGCGACCAGAUAGAGACAAGUUUAACGAAGACCGCAGUAAUGAGAAAAAAUGGCUGGAAAAGCAGACCUUUCGGCAAGCUUUUAGGGAGGAAAAAGAAUCAGCCAUCCAUGAGGAUCCUGUCUCCGAGGAGAGCUUCACGGAAUGGUUUGGGGAAUCCAUUCAUGGAUCGUACAAAGGAAUUGGUAACAAUAGAUUCUCACGACUAUACAUUGCCAGUCAGACAAGAGAGGGUGACAUCAAAGAGUUCUUCAAGCAUGAAAACCAAAAAUAUCCCCCAUCACUUUCUUCGUCUGGAACACUUAAACAAGGAACCAAAUCAGAUCUGGUUAGAUUGCUUGAGGCUCUCAUCAAUACUCCGUCAGCUGUCACAAACACUCCAUCUACAGAUGUGACAGUUCUUGAUGGUGCGGCGCUUGUGCAUCUGAUUCCAGUUAAAGAAUCGAAAACCUUCGCUGAAUAUGCACAGGAAGCAUUCAUCCCGCACAUCUUGUUUGAACUUGGAAAGGUCAAGCGCGUUGAUCUUGUGUAUCUCAAGAACAGUUUAAAGCUUUCAAUAAGAGCAAACAGAGGUACAGGCACAAGGAAGAGGGUGUCUGGUAAUGUGAAGCUUCCAGGGAACUGGAAAAACUUCUUGCGGAAUGAUAACAACAAGGAUGAACUCUUCCGAUUCUUAGGACAGCAAUGUGUUUCCAAGGACACAGGUGACAAGGUCAUCAUUUCCAUCCUACUGGACUCUGUUGUCACCUCUAGAGAGGAUUACACCACAGAUGGACUUCAACCAUGCUCGCAUGAAGAAGCAGAUACGCGGAUCCUUGUUCAUGUCAAAGAUGCUAUGAACUGUGGGUUCAAGAGAGCAAUGAUACGAACUGUUGAUACUGAUGUUGUUGUGCUCGCUCUUGCCCAUUUCCAGGACUUGCCAGACAUAGAGCAACUCUGGAUGGCUUUUGGAACUGGCAAGGAUUUCAGGUACAUUCCAAUCCAUGAGAUUGCCCGUGCAAUAUCCCCAGAGAUGGCCAAAGGAUUGCUUUUCUUUCAUGCAUUCACUGGAUGUAACUGCAUCAAAUCUUGCAAGGGGAACUGCAAGUGCUUCAAGACAAAGCUGGAAUGUACUGCACUUUUGCAAAUGUGGAGUAUGUUAUAAGUAGGAGAUCAGAACAGAUAAAUGUGGACAGGACAUCCUUAUCUCCUAUUUUUCAUCUAUACCACAAAAAUCUCGACAAACAUCUCAUCAACAAUGCAGUUGUUCGCUGAUUAUUGGUUCCUCUGCCGGACACUCCAAGAGGUUAGCCAACAUCCUUACCUGGGAGUCGAACUGUCCAACACUCUUAUUUUGGGAAAGUCAAAGCCUAAUGGUUGCACUAGCGCGGACUACAUUGUGGCCAUCUGAGAAUCCUCUGAUUUUGACACAACCAACAUGUUUCAAAUCACCGAAAUGGAUAUACAGUGUAUAUGUUUGAACUGUGUGCUUGUUUUCGUGCAAAUAUUACGUAGGUAUUCACAGGUUUGCAAAAACGACUAUAUUGUUGCUAUAGGGAGAAAUGAGCUCAUUUGAAAUAUGAUUAAAAGUAUCAAGAACAUGGGCAUAUUGUAUAUUGUCACCUAUUGUGUAUAUCAUGGCGGCAAUCUUGAAAUCAAUUACCGCAGAUGCAAGUUCUGACAUUGGCAUUGUGUUUCUAGACAUCAAAAACACUUGAACUCCUAGGUGCAAUAGAACUGGAAAUAAGGACAGAGGGUAUUUUGAUUUCGGCAGCCAUAUUGGAAUUCAAAAUGGAGGCCCCACAGGGUGUUAUUUCUUAAUUUCACUUUUGCAGACUUCUGAUAUAUUUUAGAUUUCGAUAAUAAGCAAUAAUUUCCUGACAAAAAACACAGGUAUAGUUGUUUUUUGUCGUUUCCUUGUUAUCCAGUAAGAGUAUGACUCAACUGGUCUUCGAACAGAGUAAAGAUAAGAUAGGAACAAAGUGAGCAUUGUGCUUUUAUCACAGCACUGACAUAUUAAGUUUCCAGCUGGACAUUAUUCUUAAACCUCUCAUCCUUUGACAAUUUAUGGGAAACACUGACAUAUUUUUUUUUUCAAGUGGGAAUUAGCCUAUGGUCAUUUGAUGAAUGAAUGAUACCAAAUGAAGGGACAUGAUUAUGGAUAUCAAAUGCUUGAAUUCUCUUCACGUGGUUUCAGUCAACUCUAGGAACAUCGUCUCGAUAGCUUGUGUUUCAUUUUUCUCUCUUAUAAUAUGGAUAUCACGAUAGAGACGUGGACAGUGCGAUACUAAUAGGUGACCAUGAUCUCUUCAGCAGCCAGUACAAGAUGAAGUAUUUUUUAGGCAACCCUAGGAUGUACCGCGCCUCAGCAAAGGGAGUAAAGGGGCAUUUAGGAAAUGGUAUGCUGAUACAGGCACGAUACAUUGGCGGCCUCACCAGCUUCGUCCUCACGAACUACUCUUUGACCGACUUUAACGGGUGAAUGAGACGAUUCCUUGCUGAAAAUGAAUGCACAUGUAAUGUAUUAUAGUGUUCCUUACCUUAUCAGAACGAACUGAUAUUUUUUUUACAUGUGGUGAACUAUCAAAUAAUUAACACAAAAUUAUGCAGGACAUUCUUAUUGAAAAAUAACAUAAAACAGCAAGCUUUGCAGAGGGAGACUGUCAGGGAUCCCAUCCUAGAGCACGUGAAAGAACUCACUCACAAAGGUUGGCCUGCAACCAUUCAGGAACUUCAGAAUGGUAUUCCCCCAUUCUGGCCAUAUCGUAAUGAGCUAGGUGUGUCUGGAGGUGUCCUUUUCAAAGGCCGGCAGGUCGUUAUUCCGCAAUCCAUGAGACAGGAUAUCCUGCAGCAAUUGCACAAAGGGCAUCCAGGUAUAAAGAAGAUGAGGCUCUUGGCACGCCAGUCAGUCUAUUGGCCCAACAUUAAUCGCCAGAUUGACGAGAAUGUCAGGUUGUGCAAUCAGUGCCAGGAAAGAAUGCCAGAGCAGAGAAAGGAACCACUCAUUCCUCAUGAGGUACCUAUCACCCCUUGGACCAAGGUUGGCAUGGAUCUGUUUGAGCUGAAUACAGUACAGUAUCUACUGAUAGUAGAUUACCAUUCCAAGUUUCCAGUCGUACAUUGACUGACAUCCACGACAAGUGCAGCUGUGGCGAAUGCUGUUACUGGUAUCUUUUGGACUUCUAGGAUCUCCUACAGAGAUCAUUUCGGAUCAUACAGAAAACACAGGCAACUGGAGAAAGUACUGCUCCCGCUCUACUCAAUCUACGAUGUUCUCCAGUAGAUGCCCAUCUUCCAUCCCCUGCAGAAAUGUUUGGCCGUCAAGUCCGGACACUAUUACCUGCUAACCUGGAUUCUAACACAACAUAUCAAGGAAAUAGAACCAAGAACGCUUGGAGCAACGUAGAGGGCGUACUUCUACAACACCUAUGAAGCAAAGGAUAGUUACACUUUCAAUAUAACGUUUUAUUUGGACAACUGACGAGAUAAUUUUCCCAAUUUAUAUACAAAUGUAAACAAGUUCUUCUUGCUUUCUGUAAAAAAAAUCAACUCAAUUGAUUUCAUUUGUGUUACAUAUUUGUUCAUAAUUUAUUACUUCUUAUUAAAAGGCAGUAAAAGUUAUAACACAGUAAUCUAGAUUACUAGAAAACAGAGUAUAAAGUAUUUUGGGGUUUAAAAAGAGGAAGUGCCCUUUUCCCCUGUGCCCACUUUUAAAUUUACAUGUACCUCAUGGGAUAGGAUUGGGUGAAAGAAAACAUAUUAAAUGUUUUCUUAAUGUGACUUGUUCAAUUCUGUGUGACACUCACAUUGUAUGCCAGAAGUUUAUUUUUCAUAGUUUUACAAAUAAUUGUGGUUUUCAAGGAGGAAAAAUGUCAGUACAAUUACAUUGUAGCAGCUUUGUGUUGACUAGACUCAAAAGCUUACGUUUUUUAAUUUUAUACUAAGAGGUUUAAUAUUCAAGGAAAACAAUGAUUUUAUGAGAGAAUUCGUAUGUAAUAGUUCAAUUGUUAUCAUAUUUUUUACUUGUUCUUAUGUUGAGUGUUCUUGCAUGCAACAGUUGUUUUUAGCAUUGUUUGUGUUCUUCAAAAGACGAUGUUUAAUUUAAUGUUAUGGCCCAUUGUGUGUUCAUUAAUUGUAGAAGUGUAAUCUUUAAAUGAAAAAAUAGAGGAAAAGGAAAGAAAAAAAAGAACUUUCAGGAAGGGCGAGAAUGUUGUAUGCACUUUGUAAAAAGGGAUAAUGUUCUGCGAUUAUGUUUUUUUCCCUCAACCAAGCGGCUGUCAAUAGAGCUUGUAAAGGGCCUUCUGUUAAAAAAUUCAUCUGUUUUCUUAUAUCUUCAUUAAAAAACAUUUGCUUUAACUUAAAUCUCCUAAAGUGAGGAUUUAUUAAUUCUUUUUGUGGUCGUCCCAUUUCACCCCAUAUGUCCCAUUUCACCCCCC
Messenger RNA from Lytechinus variegatus (green sea urchin), 4780 nucleotides. RefSeq lists its product as uncharacterized. The record is from RefSeq and is a predicted model, not a curated record. The transcript is spliced from 3 exons. The coding region runs from base 1 to 1509 and encodes 502 amino acids. Lineage: Eukaryota; Metazoa; Echinodermata; Echinoidea; Temnopleuroida; Toxopneustidae.